Molecule: messenger RNA, 1571 nt
Organism: Neoarius graeffei (lesser salmon catfish)
Lineage: Eukaryota; Metazoa; Chordata; Actinopteri; Siluriformes; Ariidae
Gene: ube2d2l
Product: ubiquitin-conjugating enzyme E2D 2 (UBC4/5 homolog, yeast), like
Exons: 7
Coding region: 340-783 (147 amino acids)
Biological process (GO): protein polyubiquitination; ubiquitin-dependent protein catabolic process
Cellular component (GO): nucleus
Molecular function (GO): ubiquitin conjugating enzyme activity
Source: RefSeq, a predicted model, not a curated record
AGAAGAAGACAUUUUGUGGAAAGACAGCGUAGAGAGGAUACACACACACGGCGGAUUGCUUUUUGUAGACCUAAACAUUUUUCCUGUUGUUUGGACUGUUUAAUACAUUUCAUGAAGAGUCGAUUUUUUCAAGUUGAAGCACGUAGUUUCAAGAAAAUUAAUCCUGGCAAGUUAGUUUCGUCGGAUCGGCGUCGCCAAUAACAUUCAUCGAUUAGCUUAGCUUUAGCAUCCUCGCCUCCGCAUUGCUGGGCUAGCAAGCACAAAGCUAAGCUAAGCUAGCACAGACACCGCUUUUAGCUAACCGGCUAAAUCUCUUGUUUUUCCAUCCACGGUGACAGAAUGGCGUUGAAACGAAUUCAUAAGGAGUUGACCGAUCUGGGUCGGGAUCCUCCAGCACAGUGUUCUGCAGGGCCGGUGGGUGAUGACUUGUUUCAUUGGCAAGCCACAAUUAUGGGACCUAAUGACAGUCCAUACCAGGGUGGCGUGUUUUUCUUGACCAUCCAUUUCCCAACAGAUUACCCAUUCAAACCGCCUAAGGUUGCUUUCACCACAAGAAUUUAUCACCCAAAUAUUAACAGUAAUGGCAGCAUCUGUUUGGAUAUUCUCAGAUCACAGUGGUCACCAGCAUUAACUAUUUCUAAAGUUCUCUUGUCCAUCUGCUCUCUGUUAUGUGAUCCGAACCCAGACGACCCACUUGUGCCAGAGAUCGCACGCAUAUAUAAAACAGACAAUGAAAAGUACAACAGAAUAGCUCGGGAAUGGACCCAGAAGUACGCCAUGUGAUACCUGAACAAACAUCGCCCCAACAAAUCUGCAUUAUAGCUGGAAGAACAUUCUACAACUGGCUCUCCUUUUGAUCCCCCCCCUUCACAGCGAAUUGGCACUUCUUGCUGUCUCUCAGACCAAAUUAUUUUUCCUCCACUUGUUUCGUGCCCCUUUCAAAUUUCCAUGUGCUGCAAACAUGUCACUUUUUAUUCCCCAUUUAAAAAAAAAAAAAUCCAGGCUGAACUCUGAAGCAUGUGUCCAGGACUCCAGCCACAGAUUUAAAGAAAGCAAAUAAAGAACGCUUUAUUAACUCACUCACGCCACACAUUGGAGGUGCUAUUGAGAAGAAAUAAAGACAUAAAUCCAUAAAAACUAUGGUCCUUUAUGAGCGGUCUGUUGCAUUGGCCUUCGUUUUUCUCAGCUUUUUCGAUAGCGGUUCCACUCUGUGAAAUACGAGUAUAUAACUAAUCCGGAUAUGAUUACAUGAACAGUUAAGAUGAAUAUGAAACCUACUUCCUGCAUGUUAACUGCGACUCGGCGGUCUGCUGAAAACACCGCAAGUGUUAAACACGCGUGUCCACCUGUACGAGGAGUCUGAGGACUUGAUUUUUGUUUUUUUGUUUUGUUUUUUUGUUACUCCUGUAUUUUUGAUUUUGUCGUUUUUAGCCGGAGCUAUUAGUUCAUCUUUCUUCCAACGACACUGUUCGCCUUGUUGCACUGAUUCAAAGCUCUUAAUGGACGACCGGUUAACUAAUAGCUCGACUAGCUGUCGGUUUUUGGUUUCUCAAUAAAGUUGGUCAAAUGUC